AUGAAUUUCGCCUUCCCUCCCAAAUUGACUUCUGCCCAACUCAAGAUUAUUGCAAGGCUAUGCGGUAAAAGCAGGUCUGGCACCAAGGCCGUCAUCGCAGACCGCAUCUUGGAUGACCUGAAGACCUUCAAGCCUCUCGCCCCGGGCACGCGAGUCCUCAGCAUCGACCUAGGCAUCCGAAACCUCGCCUACAGCCUCCUAGAAGUUCCAGAUCUUAAUCAUGGACGGCCCACUGAAACUGCGAAGGGGGCAAAGAAGAAGGGCAAGCUGCCGCCGUCUUCAGUCCCCAUAGCGCCAAGGCUGCUCGCCUGGGAGCGAUUGGCGCUGAUCCCGAAGGCGGACAAGGUGGUACCACCUGAAGGAAGUACCAAGAAAUCCCGGAAGAAGACCAAAACAGAUGAUGAGACCGAUGCGGACCACAAAGACGAAGAAAUUCUCCCCAACAAGAGCCGGAGGAAAGCCAAAACAGACGAGGUUGCCCCAGCCCUCCAAGGCGACGACCUCCCGGCCGAGGCCGACGCAACGACCACCCCCGUGCUCAUGGAGGACUUCUCGCCGGCGCGCCUGUCCGCCCUGGCGGUGGACCUCAUCCUGAACCGGCUGCUGCCCCUGCGGCCCGACGUCGUGACGCUGGAGCAGCAGCGGUUCCGGCAGAUGGGCGGGUCAGGCGUCUACGAGUGGACGCUGCGCGUCAACAGCCUCGAGUCGAUGCUGUACGCCGUUCUGACGCUCCUGCGCGAGACGGGCCAGUGGCACCGCGGCGGCCGCAUCGAGCCCGUCGUGGCGCGGAACGUGCUCGAGUUCAUGGUCGUGCGGGACAGGGCGGCCGGGUUCGACGUCGGGGACAUCUGGGGCCGGGGCGCCGACAACAAGAAGGUCAAGAAGGAUAUCAUCGGGAGGGCGCUGGCCUCGGCGGAGGGCCUGGCGGUUGAGGGGGCGGCGGAGGCCGUCGCUGUGGAGUACCUGGAUGAGUGGCAGGGGAAGAAAAGCUUCCAGCGCAAGGCCGAUAGGAUGAAGAAGCUGGACGAUCUGGCUGACUGCUUAUUGCAGGGCCUGGCCUUCAUACACUGGCAGAACAACAAGAGGAUACUCUUGGAGGGCGGCGUUGACGCCCUCCAGGACCAGAUGUUAGAAUGA
Molecule: messenger RNA, 1137 nt
Organism: Diaporthe citri
Lineage: Eukaryota; Fungi; Ascomycota; Sordariomycetes; Diaporthales; Diaporthaceae
Exons: 1
Coding region: 1-1137 (378 amino acids)
Cellular component (GO): mitochondrion
Molecular function (GO): crossed form four-way junction DNA binding; Y-form DNA binding; flap-structured DNA binding
Source: RefSeq, a predicted model, not a curated record